This is a messenger RNA of Sycon ciliatum, 15314 nucleotides long. RefSeq lists its product as uncharacterized. Gene Ontology annotation, molecular function: calcium ion binding. The record is from RefSeq and is a predicted model, not a curated record. The transcript is spliced from 70 exons. Gene Ontology annotation, biological process: cell-matrix adhesion. NCBI's taxonomy places the organism in Eukaryota, Metazoa, Porifera, Calcarea, Leucosolenida, Sycettidae. Bases 86 to 13927 code for a protein of 4613 amino acids.
GCUCCCAGAGUUGGCUUACUUUCCUAUUUCAUUCUGUUGCCGAGCUCUUUCAUUUGGAAUAGGCUGGCUCCAUUCCUCACCAAAUAUGGCGCGUUUGGCACCUUCGACCUUCCCGUUUAGGGAUGGCGCAAGACUUGGACUCCUACUCUUCAUUGGACUGGCGGGCACCGGUUUUAGACUAUCAGCCGCACAAGCCCCAUCAGAUUGCCCUCAAAGUCUGACCGUGUUUCCUAACGUUAACUCUAUAGCUCCCGAUGGUGUGGUGACAUGCGAUGAUGGCUAUGUCUUGAGUUCAUCUGAACUAGCCACUUGUGACAACGCGACUGGAGAUUGGGAGUGGGAUUUUGACUGUUUGCCUGUAUGUACUUUGCCAACAGUUGCCAAUAGUAGAAGCGUAAAUGGAAGCGGUCAUAGUGUCGGUGGACAGCACACAAUGUACAGUGUUACUUGCAGUUUAGGAUUCUACCUGUCGAACUCAGCGUAUGCAAGGAACUGCACUUCGGCAGGAGGAGACUUCAAUUCAGUGCCCACAUGUCAAAGUUGCUCGCACUCUAAUCUUGGAAACGUUCAGGAGAUCAAUGCCAUUACUGGUGUAGUAACAUGUAGCACUGCUGCCUUCAAAUUGGACUCAUCACCAGUUGCCAGAUGCGCUGGAGAUGGAGAUGGAAAAUGGCAGUGGAGUGUUGGUUCAUGCACAUUGUGUAAAGACCCAACCAACCUGCAAGGUACGAUCAGUGAUGAUGGCAUUGUCCAGUGUAGCAGUGGAUAUGUCCAGACAGCAAGUGGAACUACUGGCGGUGCUGUCACUGCUCAAUGUAACGACAGAGCACCUGGCAGCCAGGAUGUUUGGACAAACGUUGGCAGCUGUGAUGCUGUAUGUACUUUGCCAACAGUUGCCAAUAGUAGAAGCGUAAAUGGAAGCGGUCAUAGUUUCGGUGGACAGCACACAAUGUACAGUGUUACUUGCAGUUCAGGAUUCUACCUGUCCAACUCAGCGUAUGCAAGGACCUGCACUUCGGCAGGAGGAAACUUCAAUUCAGUGCCCACAUGUCAAGCUUGCUCACACUCCAAUCUGGAUAACGUCCAGAGUAUUGUCUCAAGCUCUGGUGUUGUUACCUGUGACUACAAUGCCUUCAAAUUGGCCUCGUCGCCACCUGCCUCUUGCAAUGGCGUUGGAAGUGGAAGCUGGGAAUGGACUGGUUCAUGCGUAUUGUGCACAACGCCAAGCAGCUCCAAUGCUAGAAUCCUGUCCAACGGCACGGUGCAGUGCAAUGCGGGAUUCGUUCAGACGGCUAGUGGUCCUGUCCAAGCCCAGUGUGCUGACAGAGACAAUCCAACACCGGCCGCAUGGACCAACUAUGGAACUUGUCAAGCUGUAUGUACUUUGCCAACAGUUGCCAAUAGUAGAAGCGUAGAGGGAGGCGGUCAUAGUUUCGGUGGACAGCACACAAUGUACAGUGUUACUUGCAGUUCAGGAUUCUACCUGUCCAACUCAGCGUAUGCAAGGACCUGCACUUCGGCAGGAGGAGACUUCAAUUCAGUGCCCACAUGUCAAAGUUGCUCGCACUCUAAUCUUGGAAACGUUCAGGAGAUCAAUGCCAUUACUGGUGUAGUAACAUGUAGCACUGCUGCCUUCAAAUUGGACUCAUCACCAGUUGCCAGAUGCGCUGGAGAUGGAGAUGGAAAAUGGCAGUGGAGUGUUGGUUCAUGCACAUUGUGUAAAGACCCAACCAACCUGCAAGGUACGAUCAGUGAUGUUGGCAUUGUCCAGUGUAGCAGUGGAUAUGUCCAGACAGCAAGUGGAACUACUGGCGGUGCUGUCACUGCUCAAUGUAACGACAGAGCACCUGGCAGCCAGGAUGUUUGGACAAACGUUGGCAGCUGUGAUGCUGUAUGUACUUUGCCAACAGUUGCCAAUAGUAGAAGCGUAAAUGGAAGCGGUCAUAGUUUCGGUGGACAGCACACAAUGUACAGUGUUACUUGCAGUUCAGGAUUCUACCUGUCCAACUCAGCGUAUGCAAGGACCUGCACUUCGGCAGGAGGAAACUUCAAUUCAGUGCCCACAUGUCAAGCUUGCUCACACUCCAAUCUGGAUAACGUCCAGAGUAUUGUCUCAAGCUCUGGUGUUGUUACCUGUGACUAUAAUGCCUUCAAAUUGGCCUCGUCGCCACCUGCCUCUUGCAAUGGCGUUGGAAGUGGAAGCUGGGAAUGGACUGGUUCAUGCGUAUUGUGCACAACGCCAAGCAGCUCCAAUGCUAGAAUCCUGUCCAACGGCACGGUGCAGUGCAAUGCGGGAUUCGUUCAGACGGCUAGUGGUCCUGUCCAAGCCCAGUGUGCUGACAGAGACAAUCCAACACCGGCCGCAUGGACCAACUAUGGAACUUGUCAAGCUGUAUGUACUUUGCCAACAGUUGCCAAUAGUAGAAGCGUAGAGGGAGGCGGUCAUAGUUUCGGUGGACAGCACACAAUGUACAGUGUUACUUGCAGUUCAGGAUUCUACCUGUCCAACUCAGCGUAUGCAAGGACCUGCACUUCGGCAGGAGGAGACUUCAAUUCAGUGCCCACAUGUCAAACUUGCUCACACUCCAAUCUGGAUAACGUCCAGAGUAUUGUCUCAAGCUCUGGUGUUGUUACCUGUGACUACAAUGCCUUCAAAUUGGCCUCGUCGCCACCUGCCUCUUGCAAUGGCGUUGGAAGUGGAAGCUGGGAAUGGACUGGUUCAUGCGUAUUGUGCACAACGCCAAGCAGCUCCAAUGCUAGAAUCCUGUCCAACGGCACGGUGCAGUGCAAUGCGGGAUUCGUUCAGACGGCUAGUGGUCCUGUCCAAGCCCAGUGUGCUGACAGAGACAAUCCAACACCGGCCGCAUGGACCAACUAUGGAACUUGUCAAGCUGUAUGUACUUUGCCAACAGUUGCCAAUAGUAGAAGCGUAGAGGGAGGCGGUCAUAGUUUCGGUGGACAGCACACAAUGUACAGUGUUACUUGCAGUUCAGGAUUCUACCUGUCCAACUCAGCGUAUGCAAGGACCUGCACUUCGGCAGGAGGAGACUUCAAUUCAGUGCCCACAUGUCAAAGUUGCUCGCACUCUAAUCUUGGAAACGUUCAGGAGAUCAAUGCCAUUACUGGUGUAGUAACAUGUAGCACUGCUGCCUUCAAAUUGGACUCAUCACCAGUUGCCAGAUGCGCUGGAGAUGGAGAUGGAAAAUGGCAGUGGAGUGUUGGUUCAUGCACAUUGUGUAAAGACCCAACCAACCUGCAAGGUAUGAUCAGUGAUGUUGGCAUUGUCCAGUGUAGCAGUGGAUAUGUCCAGACAGCAAGUGGAACUACUGGCGGUGCUGUCACUGCUCAAUGUAACGACAGAGCACCUGGCAGCCAGGAUGUUUGGACAAACGUUGGCAGCUGUGAUGCUGUAUGUACUUUGCCAACAGUUGCCAAUAGUAGAAGCGUAAAUGGAAGCGGUCAUAGUUUCGGUGGACAGCACACAAUGUACAGUGUUACUUGCAGUUCAGGAUUCUACCUGUCCAACUCAGCGUAUGCAAGGACCUGCACUUCGGCAGGAGGAAACUUCAAUUCAGUGCCCACAUGUCAAGCUUGCUCACACUCCAAUCUGGAUAACGUCCAGAGUAUUGUCUCAAGCUCUGGUGUUGUUACCUGUGACUACAAUGCCUUCAAAUUGGCCUCGUCGCCACCUGCCUCUUGCAAUGGCGUUGGAAGUGGAAGCUGGGAAUGGACUGGUUCAUGCGUAUUGUGCACAACGCCAAGCAGCUCCAAUGCUAGAAUCCUGUCCAACGGCACGGUGCAGUGCAAUGCGGGAUUCGUUCAGACGGCUAGUGGUCCUGUCCAAGCCCAGUGUGCUGACAGAGACAAUCCAACACCGGCCGCAUGGACCAACUAUGGAACUUGUCAAGCUGUAUGUACUUUGCCAACAGUUGCCAAUAGUAGAAGCGUAGAGGGAGGCGGUCAUAGUUUCGGUGGACAGCACACAAUGUACAGUGUUACUUGCAGUUCAGGAUUCUACCUGUCCAACUCAGCGUAUGCAAGGACCUGCACUUCGGCAGGAGGAGACUUCAAUUCAGUGCCCACAUGUCAAAGUUGCUCGCACUCUAAUCUUGGAAACGUUCAGGAGAUCAAUGCCAUUACUGGUGUAGUAACAUGUAGCACUGCUGCCUUCAAAUUGGACUCAUCACCAGUUGCCAGAUGCGCUGGAGAUGGAGAUGGAAAAUGGCAGUGGAGUGUUGGUUCAUGCACAUUGUGUAAAGACCCAACCAACCUGCAAGGUACGAUCAGUGAUGUUGGCAUUGUCCAGUGUAGCAGUGGAUAUGUCCAGACAGCAAGUGGAACUACUGGCGGUGCUGUCACUGCUCAAUGUAACGACAGAGCACCUGGCAGCCAGGAUGUUUGGACAAACGUUGGCAGCUGUGAUGCUGUAUGUACUUUGCCAACAGUUGCCAAUAGCAGAAGCGUAAAUGGAAGCGGUCAUAGUUUCGGUGGACAGCACACAAUGUACAGUGUUACUUGCAGUUCAGGAUUCUACCUGUCCAACUCAGCGUAUGCAAGGACCUGCACUUCGGCAGGAGGAAACUUCAAUUCAGUGCCCACAUGUCAAGCUUGCUCACACUCCAAUCUGGAUAACGUCCAGAGUAUUGUCUCAAGCUCUGGUGUUGUUACCUGUGACUACAAUGCCUUCAAAUUGGCCUCGUCGCCACCUGCCUCUUGCAAUGGCGUUGGAAGUGGAAGCUGGGAAUGGACUGGUUCAUGCGUAUUGUGCACAACGCCAAGCAGCUCCAAUGCUAGAAUCCUGUCCAACGGCACGGUGCAGUGCAAUGCGGGAUUCGUUCAGACGGCUAGUGGUCCUGUCCAAGCCCAGUGUGCUGACAGAGACAAUCCAACACCGGCCGCAUGGACCAACUAUGGAACUUGUCAAGCUGUAUGUACUUUGCCAACAGUUGCCAAUAGUAGAAGCGUAGAGGGAGGCGGUCAUAGUUUCGGUGGACAGCACACAAUGUACAGUGUUACUUGCAGUUCAGGAUUCUACCUGUCCAACUCAGCGUAUGCAAGGACCUGCACUUCGGCAGGAGGAGACUUCAAUUCAGUGCCCACAUGUCAAAGUUGCUCGCACUCUAAUCUUGGAAACGUUCAGGAGAUCAAUGCCAUUACUGGUGUAGUAACAUGUAGCACUGCUGCCUUCAAAUUGGACUCAUCACCAGUUGCCAGAUGCGCUGGAGAUGGAGAUGGAAAAUGGCAGUGGAGUGUUGGUUCAUGCACAUUGUGUAAAGACCCAACCAACCUGCAAGGUAUGAUCAGUGAUGUUGGCAUUGUCCAGUGUAGCAGUGGAUAUGUCCAGACAGCAAGUGGAACUACUGGCGGUGCUGUCACUGCUCAAUGUAACGACAGAGCACCUGGCAGCCAGGAUGUUUGGACAAACGUUGGCAGCUGUGAUGCUGUAUGUACUUUGCCAACAGUUGCCAAUAGUAGAAGCGUAAAUGGAAGCGGUCAUAGUUUCGGUGGACAGCACACAAUGUACAGUGUUACUUGCAGUUCAGGAUUCUACCUGUCCAACUCAGCGUAUGCAAGGACCUGCACUUCGGCAGGAGGAAACUUCAAUUCAGUGCCCACAUGUCAAGCUUGCUCACACUCCAAUCUGGAUAACGUCCAGAGUAUUGUCUCAAGCUCUGGUGUUGUUACCUGUGACUACAAUGCCUUCAAAUUGGCCUCGUCGCCACCUGCCUCUUGCAAUGGCGUUGGAAGUGGAAGCUGGGAAUGGACUGGUUCAUGCGUAUUGUGCACAACGCCAAGCAGCUCCAAUGCUAGAAUCCUGUCCAACGGCACGGUGCAGUGCAAUGCGGGAUUCGUUCAGACGGCUAGUGGUCCUGUCCAAGCCCAGUGUGCUGACAGAGACAAUCCAACACCGGCCGCAUGGACCAACUAUGGAACUUGUCAAGCUGUAUGUACUUUGCCAACAGUUGCCAAUAGUAGAAGCGUAGAGGGAGGCGGUCAUAGUUUCGGUGGACAGCACACAAUGUACAGUGUUACUUGCAGUUCAGGAUUCUACCUGUCCAACUCAGCGUAUGCAAGGACCUGCACUUCGGCAGGAGGAGACUUCAAUUCAGUGCCCACAUGUCAAAGUUGCUCGCACUCUAAUCUUGGAAACGUUCAGGAGAUCAAUGCCAUUACUGGUGUAGUAACAUGUAGCACUGCUGCCUUCAAAUUGGACUCAUCACCAGUUGCCAGAUGCGCUGGAGAUGGAGAUGGAAAAUGGCAGUGGAGUGUUGGUUCAUGCACAUUGUGUAAAGACCCAACCAACCUGCAAGGUAUGAUCAGUGAUGUUGGCAUUGUCCAGUGUAGCAGUGGAUAUGUCCAGACAGCAAGUGGAACUACUGGCGGUGCUGUCACUGCUCAAUGUAACGACAGAGCACCUGGCAGCCAGGAUGUUUGGACAAACGUUGGCAGCUGUGAUGCUGUAUGUACUUUGCCAACAGUUGCCAAUAGUAGAAGCGUAGAGGGAAGCGGUCAUAGUUUCGGUGGACAGCACACAAUGUACAGAGUUACUUGCAGUUCAGGAUUCUACCUGUCCAACUCAGCGUAUGCAAGGACCUGCACUUCGGCAGGAGGAAACUUCAAUUCAGUGCCCACAUGUCAAGCUUGCUCACACUCCAAUCUGGAUAACGUCCAGAGUAUUGUCUCAAGCUCUGGUGUUGUUACCUGUGACUACAAUGCCUUCAAAUUGGCCUCGUCGCCACCUGCCUCUUGCAAUGGCGUUGGAAGUGGAAAUUGGGAAUGGACUGGUUCAUGCGUAUUGUGCAGAGCGCCAAGCAGCUCCAAUGCUACAAUCCUGUCCAACGGCACGGUGCAGUGCAAUGCGGGAUUCGUUCAGACGGCUAGUGGUCCUGUCCAAGCCCAGUGUACUGACAGAGACAAUCCAACACCGGCCGCAUGGACCAACUACGGAACUUGUCAAGCCCAUUGCAACCAGCCAACGAUUGCUAACGGUUUGGUAACGACCACUGAUAUAGCAAUGCAGCACAUCUCUUAUACUAUCACCUGUAACCAGGGCUAUCUGUUGACGAACACCACGUAUUUGCAGGAAUGCCAACAGCACCCCACCUUCUCUAACAUACCGACCUGCUCCCCCCUACCUGACACCAGGAUUACGGCCACCAUCAACGGUGCAGUGAUUACGGAACGCCCCGUUUUCCUUGGUGCCACUGAAGUCCUCACGCUGCAAUGUCUUGUUCAAGGACCCAGUGCCCGCCAACAGUUCAGGUGGAAGGAAGGCUCCCAGGACCUGAACGCAGUGGCUACUUACAAUUACCCGUCUUUCCAAGCCUCCGGGCUGAUCGGGCCUGACAGGACUCUGACGUGCAGUGGAACUAAUGAUGAAAUCGACAGCAGCCUAGCUGGGAGGAGCAAGGACGCCAGCAUUCUUGUUAGCCAACGCAUUGAUACGCCUGCUGUGAGUGGUGACACGUUCUACCGCAUGGUCAGCACGGCCUUGGUUCCGCUGGUGGCUUGCGUCAACUCAUCAUACCAUCCUCACCCGAACUCAUCGCAGUGGACCGGUCCAGCAGUGCUCUCUCAGCAGUACAACCCGACCACGCCAGGCCCCGAUGGAUGCCUCCGCUCGUCCGCUUCACUGGACCCGGUGCGGGCCCGCCACGCUUCUGGAUCGUACGUCCUGACUCUGGCCUAUCCUACGCACAGCGGCGUGAAGACCGUCACGCACACCAUUGAAGUGGAAAUUACCUCCGUGCCGCAAGUGUCCUUCUCCGAUGUGACUGAACGUGAGGGUACCCCUGCCCAGCUCAACUGCACAGCUAACGGUAAUCCAGCCCCGACUGUAUCCAUCCUCCGCGACGCUCUGCUACUGACAAGCACGAAUGGUUCCAACAUCACAGCCGCCGGACUUCAACGCACCGUUGCAACGUACAACUUUGACCAGGUGAACCGCCGGGACUCUGGCGUGUACACGUGCCACGCGUGGAACCAGUUCCCUGACGUUGCCGCCUACAACAACGCCAGUCUGGAUGUUGUUCUCACUGCUCAAUAUCCUCCAGAGCAGUGUGUUGCACCGGUUAAUCGUACCCUGGUCCUGGUCGGAGAACAGCCGCGCUUCAUCAAUGUCAGCUGCCAGUGUGCUGCCGUUCCUCUGCCUACCUAUGCCCGGUCGGAGCUUCUGGAAUUCGCCACGGACGGUCCAGUGUCGAGUGUGACAGGGGUCGCCGAUGUCUACACCAUUCCCGUACAGUUUAGCAGUAUCGGCCGCUACACUUGCGAGGCAGGCAAUGUCGUCUCCGCGCCCAACCAUUUCUCGUCCAGCUUCUACGUCGACGUCGUGGCCUCGCCACGUGUGGCCCUGAGCAGCAACAACGUGACUGCCAACAGCACACUGGAGGUGGUAUGCACCGUUCACAGCCGACCCACGCUUGACAGCCUGGUGUGGCGCUACGGCAACGGGAGCGUGAUCACCGAGGGCGGUCGCAUCCGCCUGGACAGGGACAACGCGUCCGACGCCAUUCCCGGUUUUGGCGGAUACGAGCAGAACUACACGCUGAGCAUCUCCAACGUUACCGUAGCCGACCGACUUGACACGUACCUGUGCGAGGCCAGCAAUGGAGUGCCGUACUCUCAAGAAGGAACCGACUACGUAGGUGACAGCCAGUACACCUCCACCGCCAUACUCACCAUCAACGUGCAAACGAGCGCUUUCGUCACCCGUGACCUUCCUGCGGCCCGCACAUUCCCUGCAAGGGGUCAGGCUGAGCUGGAGUGCCAUGCUCGCGGUAACCCACUGCCGCAUGUCACCUGGUUUAGCACGGCCGAGUCUUUCUCCUCGGCGGCUCUUGUGAACACAACGUUUGACAGGGCAAUGCACACCACACGUAGUGUCCUGUUGCUGCCGAAUGUGUCGUUCAGCGAUGUCGGCCAGUAUCACUGCAUAUUCAGCAACCCGUUCAACACCGUCAACACGACCACCCUGUCUGCGUCCGUAUUGGCACCGCCACGGAACGUUUACAGAACUGCCACAACCAAAGUGAACGAGACCGACACCUUCACGCUUAGCUGCACGUUCGAGGGCACUCCAGCUGCAUCCAUCUCCUGGUACUUGGCUGGCUUUGCCGAUAAACCUCUUGUGGCCGAUGGCGACAGCUCUGUUGAGCUGCUACCCACUGGCUUCUACCGGGUCUCGUCAAACUUCACGCUAAUCAACAUCACGCGCCAGGAUCGCAGUGGUUACUUCUGUGAGGCAUACAACGGCGUCACUCCGGAUGAGGUGGAGCUGAACAGGAACAUCGAGUUCGACGUCAAUUCCACCUACACAACUCGAGCCGCCAUCUUCCUGGACGUUCUCUUUGUACCGACGCUGUCUGCUGACCUAUCCCCGGUCUACGCACUGGACAACACGCAAACAUUCACGUUGACAUGCUCAGCCACGGGCAACCCAGUGCCCAGCAUCAUAUUUGGAACUUCCAUCUUUGAAAAUGGUGUCACUAUCUCGAAUGGCACCCUCACGUUUGAUGGUGAGGUCGUUGGCCAGUUCGCGUCGGUUGCUUCCGACGUACGCGUUGCCGGCUCAAUGCAACUGCUCAAUGCUAACGACACGAUCCACGGUGGACUGUACAGCUGUGCCUUUUCCAACUUCCUUGGUGAUCGCAUCUCUUCAACAGCCAACGUCACUGUCUCCGAUAUCAAUGAAUGCCUGUCCAGUCCGUGUGCUAAUGGAGGCACGUGUACGCCACUCGUUGCCAGCUUUGAGUGCAGCUGUCCUCCUGCAUGGGCGGGUGCAACCUGUUCCAUUCCCACACCAGACUAUGAUGAAUGUAUGUCCAACCCAUGCCUGAACAACGCUACAUGCAUCGAUCAAGUGGGUGCAUUCCAAUGUCGCUGUAGAGCGGGUUUCACCGGUGAUAAAUGCCAGUCAUUGCUGGACUGCCCUGCUUUCCAGCGUCGCGACAGCGGCGGAAUCUUCUGCGAGCCGUGCGCGUGCGAUCAACUAGGCUCGGAGUCGUGUGACAUGACAAACGGCACGUGCUACUGCAAGCCGAGCAUUACCGGUAGUGUGUGCGAUCGCUGCAUUGACAACUACUACCAGGCUACGGGCAAGGUGAGUGGCUGUGUUGCCUGCUCCUGCGACUCUGCACGCACUGUCGUCGGCAACACCAGCUGUGACGGCAGGACGGGCAUCUGCAACUGUCUGCCGAACUUCAGCGGCUUCCAAUGCCAGUACUGUUCGCUGGGCUUCUUUGACCUGAGUGCUGGAUGCCCGGCGUGCAGCUGUUCCGCCGAGGGCUCACUGCAUGCUGUGUGCGACCAGGCAAACAAUGGCCAGUGCGCGUGCAAGCCCGGCAGCAGCGGACUCGACUGUGCCCAGUGCCUGCCUGGAUUCUUCAAGCAGAACAGCACUUCCCAGUCGUGUGCUACGUCCACAGACGGUCAGCCGUGUCAAGAUUGCCGUUGCUCUCCCGUUGGCUCUAACAGCAGCGAGUGCAGCGUGACCAGCGGCGAAUGUUUGUGCCUACCUGGUUACACGGGACAGCGGUGUGAUGAGUGCACGGACGCUGCUCAAUACUACACCGAGCAAGCAGGCUGCCUAAACAUGAAUGAGUCUAUGCUGACACCGCUUGCGGAUACUCAGGUCAGCGGGGAUUCGUUCUCUCUCACCUACCCGGUGGUCUUUGGAUCCAGCUAUGCAGAGUACAGCAACGUUACGGUGUCGAGGAACGGAUUCGUGUCGUUGGCCGGCUUCACGGGCGGUUACAACCGUAUUGACCGUGUGACUGACAGUAUUGCUCUGGUGGCACCGCUGUGGACUAACACUGCUACAGCCAGCCGUUGCAAUUCAGGUACGGUGACUAGCCAUGUUGUGAGCAACAGCACCGACGCAGCCACCUUCUCGCAGAUCCUUCAGGCAGUGAGGGCGUCCUCCAUUGGCAGUGAAGAGUUCACACCCAGCGAGGCGGUCGUCACGACCUGGCGUGAGAUGCGCGAGAAUGACACACACGACAGACGCAACACAUUCCAGGCAGCCAUCAUUGGUGACGAGUGUCAGACGUUUGCCCUGUUCUUCUACCCCAAGUAUGGUGUCAGCUGGCUGGGUAACCCCAAGGCUGUGGUGGCUGCAUGGCGUCCCACAAAUGGCAACGUCGAGAGCUACUUCAGCCCAGCCAGCGUAGCACGUCAGCUAGUCACCAGGCUAACACCGGGCUGCAGCCAGCGUCUGCGCGGCAUCAAGAAAUGCCGUGCCCUUGUGGAGACUCCGUCCUACCUCCAGUCCACCGCCAAUCUCCUCCAGUGCCCGGCAGAGCGUGCAACAACCUCUGUACUCGGCAUCUUUGAGCGACAGCCCGCAGUCUCUGGCAGCUACCUCUGCUACAGGUCAACCCCGGUCUCCAAUGGAUCACGCUACCAGGCUUCUUCGGUCUGCUGCUAUGGCAGUGACGGACUUCUUGUUGAUAGUGGUGCCCUUCAGGCGUACGAGACAUACCAAGUCAUCGAUGCUUCUAUCCUGGCCUACUGCCAGCAGGGAGGCGUUCUGAACGAGUUCUUUGGCAAGCGCCGCUCGCCCAGAGCCACCACAACCAGAGUGGCACUGACUCAAGCUUCUGGAUUUGGUGACCCUCACUUGACCAACUUCGAGGGUGAGGACUUUGAUUUCCAUGGCAUUGGCGAGUACCUGAUGGCAAGGUUUGCAACACCAGCGGCGUACAAUUUCUCCAUUUUCACAAGGCUGGAAGUGGCCCCGGUUAAUGCACUCAACUUCACGUCUAUCACCCGCGUAGCCAUCAACCUCUGGAUCAGUAGGUUGCAGCAGACUCUGAGCGUGGAGGUGUUUGCAUACAGCAACAACACCCUUGCCAUUGUCGGAGAUGAUCAGCUGGUGCAGAGUAUCCGCGCCGGCAACCAUACCUAUUUCAGACUGCACAGCGGCAGUCUUGUGACGUCGUACGGCUCAAGCAGUGUGCAAGUCUCCGUUCAGCAAGCACCUGUCCUCUUCUUGGCCUUCCAAGUGGCGCAUGAUCCCUUCUCCACCGUGGACGGUCUUCUCAACAUGUCUCGUCCCAGCGUUGAUCUGAGCAACUCGGCAAGUGUUCUGGCUGCCGCGGCAACUCUGCAAGUUCAGCCAGACCAUGAUGUGUUCACCUACGAUGACAACACCACCUACGCAACAUACAAUCCAGCUGGCGUUGUGCCCAACCAGGCUGUUGUCGACGUGCUGAACAUCAGCAGCGAGGCAAACGCCACUUGCGAUGGAGACUUAGCUUGCCUGGCCGACUUCAUUGCAACUGGCAGCACCACACUGGCCGCAUCUACCCUCGUGACGGAGAAAGCUCUUCAGCAAUCCUCCAUUGCCGUGGCUCGCAGUCCACCACUGAUAACAUUGUCUACUGAUGUCCUCAAUGCUAACUUCAAUGUAACCAGCAACUUGACUGUUCGUGCUGCUGCUGCGCUCACUCUUAACAUCUCGGUUAUCGAAGUGGCCACCUCCAGCGGAAUUGUCCCUGGUGAUCUGGUGUCGGCGUACUCCCCGCAGUCUGGAUUGGUGCUUAGCUGGACUCCCAGCCAGCGCCAGCCAAGCAGCAGUAUUAUGCUACGCGUGCGUGCCGUUGACUCGGCCAACCAGGCAUCCAUCGUCACCGUGCCAAUCACCCUCUGCAGCUGCUUUGGAGAGUGCAGCGCUGCACCAGCCAGCACUGCUGUCUCAACAGCCUUCACUCUACUUGCAUGUACUGCAUGCUUGCCAGGUCAAACUGGCCGUAUUUGCGAGAGCGACAUCGACGCUUGCCUGUCGCAGCCCUGCGGUGGACUGCGGCAAUGCUCGGACGAGCCCGCCCCGUCACUGGGCUACCGAUGCGGAGCAUGCGCAAGCGGUUUCCGCGACGGCGGUUCUUCGAACUUGUCCUGUGUGCCAAUGGACGAGUGCGCGGAGGGUGUUGCGGUGUGCGCACCCACAAUCAGCACUUGCCAGGAUCAGCUUGCCUCCUAUUACUGUCCUUGUGCAGUGGGAUAUACUGGUACUGGAAACAACAGCUGUGUCGAUGUGGACGAGUGUCAAGAUGCUCAGUUGAAUGACUGUGACCAUAAAUAUGCAACCUGCAACAACACCAGAGGAAGCUAUACGUGUGGUUGUAUGCGUGGAUUCCAGGGACCGGGUAUUAGCGCACAUGGAGGUUGCCAUGAUAUCAACCAGUGUUCAACAGGACAGCAUGACUGCGUGCCAGAGGCAGAGUGCUUGGACGACAACACUAUUGCUGGAAAACACACAUGUACUUGCCCAGACAAGCAACUGCAGUCAUCGGACAGGAACUGCGAUGUGGCUCUGACAUCCCGUGUAUCCCCGGAUACACCCGCUACUCAGAAGUUCCCAGUCGGCACUGCUAUCACCAUGACGUGCCUAUUCACCGGCUUUGCUCGCAAUGGCAUUUCCUGGACAUUGGCUUCCCGCUCCGUGCUUAAACACUCGUCUGGCAUUUUCACUGUGGUGACUUCCGUCACUAACAUCAGUGCAACAUCUACUCUUUCAUUCACUAUCGGCGCUAACAACCUGACCGGAGAGUACAGCUGUGUUGGUGGUAAUAGUCGUGGCAGCAGCACUCAGACCUUCCUGCUUACCGUCACUCCAGCUCCCACAGACGCCGAAGACACCAAGACCAACCUGUACAUAAUCAUUGGAGCAAGUGUCGGUGGUGUAGUUCUGCUUGUCGUUCUCGGCCUGGUCAUCUUCUUGAACGGCAGGAAUCGCCGCAGUGUGACCAUCGGAGGUCAUGACAACAAACUCCGAGCCAUGGGUAGUGGCGGUAUCCAGUACCGUAGCGCCGCUCUCCGUGACAACGACGAGGGAGAAGAGCCCACCAAGGAGAAUUCCAUCGAGUCCAACACGGCCGUCAACAUAACCACAGUGGAUGCUACGUUGGCUACAAACGCCGUGUAAACAACGUGCGCGUGCACGUGUGUGUGUGUGUGUUUGUGUGUGUGUGUUUGUGUGUUUGUGUGUGUUUGUGUGUGUGUGUUUGUGUGUGUGUGUGUGUGUGUGUGUGUGUGUGUGUGUGUGUGUGUGUGUGUGUGAACACAGCGCAAGUCGCCGUGUGUGUGUGUGUGUGUGUGUGUGUGUGUGUGUGUGUGUGUGUGUGUGUGUGUGUGUGUGUGAACACAGCGCAAGUCGCCGUGUGGGAACACAGCACGCCGCGUCCUCGGUCAGUAAUACCGGCCGUCUUGUUCUAGUCAAUGCAGCGUAUGCCAUUCUGUUCAGGCACGUGAACACCAACCAUCCUCUGCUGCACACUACACGCUGCGCACAAAGUGACUGCUUGCGUGCACCCACUGAAGAUGGGAUUAUUAGGAUGCAAUUAGGAUGCGUGUCCGUCGCCGCGCACAAGAAUACUGCUGUGUACCAGCUUGGCCUGGUCUUGCCUGCGUGUACUAAAUAAAUAUUAAUGGCAUCAGUGAUUGUGACUUGUUCUUACACCCCACCCUGUACCUGCCCCGUUCCGGCCCUGUUAUGGCUCCUCUAACGGGUGCGCUCCUUUUUCUCUCCCAUAUAUGCACACACAGCCCCUCAUAACUUUGUUAUACACACACACACACAUGGAUAUACACAGCAUGUAUGUAACUGAUGUUCAAUAAGACUCAACCUGAGAUCAAGACUUGCUUUCAAACCUGAAGCGUUUUCAGUAUGUUUUCAUGUCUUUUCUCGCCCAAUGAUCAACGUCUAAUGCCCCAGCCCCUCAAGUCGCACUGUCGCCAUCAGUGUGACAUUGGCUUCGAUCUUCUGCUACAAAUUGCAAUGACGCUUUCCCAUUGUCUUUGUCUUAUUUUCUUUUGAUCAACUUUCCACAUCCACGGUCCAACUCACGGGCCGCACAGUCAAGAUUCCCAUAAAAACAUACGCACAUUUCUUGCACUGCCGCUUGUGUUUAAGGCUCCACCCUUCCUUUACAGGCUCUUUAUUUUAAAACAAAACUUAUUCAUCUUUUGAAUCAUCUGCCUGGCUGCAUAGCAUGCAGUCACAUCUAGACUUUUAUUGCAUGCUGCCAUUCUUCCAGCUAGGCUGUCCAAAAGAGUGCCCAAUGCCAUGCUGAAAGGCGUUACAACGGAUUGUUCAUCCUCACCCUCUUCUUCUUGUAGAACGGAUAUGGAAACCGCAAAGUUUAUUGCAAAUUCAGAAUCAACAUGACACAAUGUAGCUGCGCAUGCCGCGACUGGGUCUACGUCCGACGGAUUGCCGAACACCAGUUCACAGAACGACUCUGCCUCGAACAACGAUUGACAGUACAGCAUUUCGCUCCAAAUGCAACUCAUUAAAAUUACAUUAACAGAGA